AUGCCGCUGAUCCCAGCCGGACUGUCGAGCCUCAACGCGAAGGUCGAGUCCGCCCGCAAGGGGUUCAACUCCUCCCUCGACAAGGCCGGCCAGAAAUCAGGCGUCUUCAAGGGCCCAGCCAACCCGAAAACAGCAGCAGCACCCCCACCCCCACCACCCUCCUACGCCCGGCCAUCGAACUACACCCCUCCACCCCCGCCGCCCGCCAGGAACGACAGGCUCGGCCCAGCCCCGCCGCCGCCACCGCCCACUCGCCAGCCAAACAUCCCGCCCCCACCGCCUUCCAGGGCCCCCUUGCCCCCCCGGAGAUGCGACUCGGAUGCUGCCCCCGACCAAGAAUCCUAUCCGCCGCCAGUCGCCAAGAGACCAGUAGCACCCCCACCCAGCACGGCCACCCCCUACAGACCCCCGCCGACCAGCAACAAUGGGUACGGCCCUCCGAGCAUGGCGCCCGUCCAGCCCACAUCCAGAUACGGCCCGCCUUCCCCCCCUAAAUCGGACUCGCAACUGUACGAGGAAUCCGCGGCCGUCGACGAUCAUUCUGAACAUGCAGCGGAGUGGCCCAGCAGCCAUCCAGAACACCACCAGCCGCCGCCCCCGCCGCCGCCGAUCAUCACGAUGAAGAAGCCGGUCAACUGGCAACACAACCCUGCGCCCCCGCCCGCCCCUCCCAAGAACCUGUCCACUCCGCCCCGCUUCCUCCAUCCCAAACAUGGCCAGAUCCCGUUCCCGCCCUUCUCGCAGUUCACCGCGCAGGACAAGGAGGCCUUUUUCGGCAUGCUUGACGAGUUCUUUGCGCGCAAGUUCCCGGCUCGAGUCCCCGGCGGCCGCCCACGAGAUGGGAAGCCUCCGGUGGCGCUGCAAACCCGGCCGCCUUCGACGGCCCAGGAGGUGCAGAUGCAAGACGAGGGGGUCUGUCGGGCGGAGGAGCUGGCCCGGUAUUUCAAGGGCUAUCGGCAGUGGACCCGGGGGCCCGAGCAAUGGUACAGGGCCGACGAUCCGGUGCCCGAGCCCAUGCGGACCGCCGACGACGUCAAGCGGGUCUCCUGUUGGACGCAGACCGGGGACGAGCGGCGGCAGAUGAACUACGUGCUCUUCCCGGACCUCUCGCAGCUGUGGAGCGAGGUCGUCUUCGCGGUCUCAGACAGCGGGCCGCCGCGCUAUGCGAGCGCGCGCUUCCGGCCGCCUCCGGGCCUCAUCGACGGCCCGACGCUUGCCCAGGCCGCCGACUCCUAUGGCCCCCCGAUCACACAGUUCGCCCUGGACGCCGAGCGGGGCGGGAGACAUGUCGCCCGGGGCGAGUGCUGGGAUCUCGCGAACGAGGCCCUCAAGGCCUGCCCCGUCCAGAACCCCCACAUCCCCCCGCCCCUCGCCAGCAUCUCCCGCACCCAUGGCAUCCUCCUCUACCAUGGCACCGCAACCGCCCCCGGCCAGGGCCAUGGAACUUGGAAACAGCUCCACCAGCUCGGCAUCAUCCGGCCCGGCGAUAUCAUCGAGUGGCGCCUCGUCGCUUGCCGCACCGUCAACCCUGCCCUCUCGUUCACCCUCGGCGACCCCGAUCACACCGCGAUCAUAGUCGAAGCGAGCGGCGCGACGGUCCAUACGAGUCGCUCAGCCGACGCUUGUCCCCCGACGAUGCUGGGGCUCAUCACGGUCAUCGAGCAGUCGCUCAAGCAGCUUCCCGUCCGACGCACCUACGACCUCGCGACUAUCUCGAGGGGCCAGGUCUGGAUAUAUCGGCCUAUGGCCGAGCAGAGGCUGCUCGGACCCGGCGCUAACUCGCCCCAGUUCCCGCCCCCGCAGCCUUCUUUCCUUCCCGCUUGA
Messenger RNA from Puccinia triticina, 1824 nucleotides. RefSeq lists its product as uncharacterized. The transcript is spliced from 2 exons. NCBI's taxonomy places the organism in Eukaryota, Fungi, Basidiomycota, Pucciniomycetes, Pucciniales, Pucciniaceae. Bases 1 to 1824 code for a protein of 607 amino acids. The record is from RefSeq and is a predicted model, not a curated record.